This is a messenger RNA of Parnassius apollo (apollo), 369 nucleotides long. The record is from the annotation of a GenBank genome assembly. Lineage: Eukaryota; Metazoa; Arthropoda; Insecta; Lepidoptera; Papilionidae.
AUGACAGUUGCAAAAUCACGAUUGAAUUGGAAGAACAAACAGUUAAUCAGUUUGAAAAAGAAAAAAAUCAAGAACUUUGAGAAUAUUGUUGACAAGGAAGUGCCUGGAACUAGUAAAGGAAAACUUGAAAGGAGGAAGGUCAAACCUGGAUAUAUAGAAGAGAAACCUGAAAAAAAUAAAAGAUUAAUUCUGAAACAUGUUGACUUCAUUUCUGACGAAGAAGAAUUUACACUGACUUCUUCUUCAUGGGAAGAAUCAGACGAUACGGAGUCAGAUACAUCCAAUAAUGAUAGAAGAGAGAAAAAACAGAAGAAAAAUAAAAACAGUAAAAGACAAGGCAAGGAGUCAAAAAACGUAGCAGAAAAAUAA